This is a messenger RNA of Trichoderma breve, 1806 nucleotides long. RefSeq lists its product as uncharacterized. Gene Ontology annotation, molecular function: protein binding. Bases 1 to 1806 code for a protein of 601 amino acids. Lineage: Eukaryota; Fungi; Ascomycota; Sordariomycetes; Hypocreales; Hypocreaceae. The record is from RefSeq and is a predicted model, not a curated record. The transcript is spliced from 4 exons.
AUGACUUCCAUUGACAAGACAGGCUGUCAGCUAUGCGGCGUUACGUUCAAUAUUAAUCGCAUCAGGACUCGCAGCGAGCCUCGCAGCUCUGCGUGGGGAAAUUCUUAUACUAGCAAGCAUAACAGUCGGGAAUGGGUUGCGCUCUCGGGUGGCGAUGCGCAGGAAUGUCCAGAUGGCAGUUGUGCUUCUGUCUACCGAGGGAGACCGCCUGGGGAGCUGAAGUUUUGUCUGCGCUUGUAUGAGGACGAUCCGGAUGAUGCUUCGUAUGUGUAUGAGAGCGACGAGGACGAUGAACCUUUGGAGUACGACUCGAAUGCUGAGGAUGAUGGCGUCGAUGAGAUGACUGAGGAAGACAACGAGACGAGCUCGUCUCAAUCUCAAGAAUCAGAUACGGAGGAAGAGUAUAAAUGGUUUUUCAACGCUACUGGACUCGAUCCGCAGCCAGAGUACGAUACCGAGUUCUUGCCGCUCUCCGCGCCAUACGACGACGAAGGCGGUGCGGAAGACGAAGAUAUAGGAGUUGAUCAUCACAUCAUGGCGCUCCCAACAGCUCGCAGAUACGAACACAUCGCUGGCCCGGGCUGCUGUAAUCUUCGGGGCUACCAUGGAGACAGGAUUACUCUCGACGAAAUGAUAGAUUGCCAUACAGUGCAGGGGCUCUACAAGAAGACGAGCGAUUGGGAGCCGAGUGAUGACGACAUGGACUUUGAGAGAGAGUCAAAGAAUUACCAUCUUACGGGGCUAUCAGACUGCAUGCCUCCGAAUGGAGGAGAUGUGAAGUGCGCACCGAUUCGUGGUGGAGCAGACUGGUUCCAUGCGUCCAACCUCAGCGAUACAUGGAAAGAUCUCUUUGGAUGGGGAACUUAUGUGCUUCCAUUUCACCCUACCUGCUUUGAGAUAUUCAUCAGGAUAAGCAAGCAGCAGAUGGGUAGGGUUAGCCUCGAUUCAUUGAUGAAGCUCGAGAGUACUGCAUCCCGUAGCAUGUUUGGCGAACGGCAUCCCGACAUUGUGGAUGCGAGAAACAAGGGCUGGAAGUGGGCUUGUUUGCUUGAUGCGGAGUACUUGGCCGCCAAUCCCGUCUUCAUCUCCGGCUUCAGGGAGAUUUGCGAUGCGGCUAUUUCUGACGCGGAGGAUUUCGAUAGCCAGAGCAGUCCGUUUCCAGAGCGGCCUGAGAAGCAAGAUGUUUCCGCAGUGCAAGACGACCCGUUUCUGAAGCUACCAACGGAGCUUAAGCAUACGAUUGCUUGGCAUCUCGGCUCAAAGGAUAUAGCGUCGCUGCGGAUGGCAUCUCGGGCAUUCUAUCAUCUACCCAUGACUUUGUGGCAUACGUUGAUGGUCCGAGAGAUGCCGUGGGUGUACGAAGCCUGGUGUGAUGACCCUAUGCCGUACCCCUGGGCCAUGGCAGACGCUUCUUACCUAAAGCAGAUGCGGGAGCGGGAAGAAGCGUACACGGCCGAGCGAACCCGGCGAGCAGACGUUCUAAAGGCCAACGAACCUGACUUCUAUCCCAUAUGGGAAGAGAACGAGCCUAAAUCUCCGCCACUGUCGCCUGAAUUGGAAGCCCAGACAAGGCUAUUUAAAGAAAAGAAGCGAGCUAUGGCUCCUGUGAGACUGCCGCGAGAUAGGACGAAUUGGUACCAGCUGUAUACGGACAUUAAAGCAAACGAGGAUAAGUUGAAGGGACUGCGCAAUAGGAAGAGGAUAUGGGGGACUGUAGGCGAGAUUGUGCAGAAUGUUAAGAAGUGCUGGGAGGCGGAGUUGGUUGAGAUUAACACGCCGUUUGCUAUAAUGGAGGUUGAUGGUUGA